This is a messenger RNA of Solea senegalensis (Senegalese sole), 5969 nucleotides long. Its product is annotated as leucine-rich repeat and fibronectin type-III domain-containing protein 2. NCBI's taxonomy places the organism in Eukaryota, Metazoa, Chordata, Actinopteri, Pleuronectiformes, Soleidae. The record is from RefSeq and is a predicted model, not a curated record. Gene Ontology annotation, molecular function: protein binding. Gene Ontology annotation, cellular component: postsynaptic density membrane; cell surface. Bases 1178 to 3544 code for a protein of 788 amino acids. The transcript is spliced from 7 exons.
UCUCUGCGACUGUGCCAAACCAAGUGCGUCCGUGUCUGCGCCAUUAUGGCUCGUUGGUGUGUGUUUGCGUAAAGGCGCCAUAGUUGUGGCUGACCUGCCUCUCCUCUUCCUCACACCCCCUCCUCUUCCCCUGUGAUAGUCUCUGCCUCUCUUGUUCGCAGAGUUCGUGUGCGCGCUGCUCCACUGCGGUCCGUCUCUUGCGCAUGCAGAGACUUCGCGUCGGAGUGUCCCCACCUGCUCGCGCUCGGACAAACAAUCAACUCCAGCAUUAGUAUAUAUGUUUUUUUUUUCUAGACAAACAAAAACAACAACACUUUGGAUUUACUCCUUUCCCCGAACAACUCUCGUCUUCGGAAUCGACAGAGAAGUAGGGGGGGGAUAACCGGGACAUAUUGUUUUUUUUUCCCAGUGAGAAGUAAUCACACGCAGCUGCACCGCGGAGAGAGAGCAGAGCAGAGGGAAGCGCCGUCUGUCCAGUGUUUGCAGCAACACUCCAAGUGAAAAUCCGCCUGGAAGCUAUACAGUUAUUUAUUUUGACUUCAGGAGGAAGCUGUGGAGCUCGUCGCCGCAGUUUUGUUUCUUUGCGAGAGAGAGAGCGAGGCAGAGAGAGAGGAAAAGAAACGAUAUGCGGCAGCUGUUUUUGCAGUUGCUCUCCUGGAAUUAGUGGAUGGAUGGUUAAAGGGAGCGGCUGUCGCCUUGUUGGAGCGGGGAAACUGAAUAUACUGUAUACAGAGCCCGCGGUGGUGCGCAAUGGAUACUCGUCCGUCUCUGAAGGAAACAGCUCGUGGUGUUUACAACUGAUGCUAGUUAGGAGGUGAAAGAGUGAACAGAUGAGGUGGACCACUUCUUCCUCAGCACACAAAAAUCACCUUGCAAACACUCAUCUGUGGGAGGAGGAGAACGACUUGGGAUUGUUUGUUGCCCGCAAGAGGAAUUCAAGGGUGACCUUAUACACGACUGACCGAGACAGAUGCGACAGCAACUGAAAUAAGCUGUUGUAUGAAUCAGAGUCCCACCUUCUGGCAAUGACUCAGCAUGUGCUUGGAUAUCUGACCUGACCAAAACACUGAUUACUGCUCACCUUGCUCUUUGAGUGUGAAUGUGUGGUCGUGAAGUAUUUCUAAGGGGCCAUAUGGCACAAUCCCAAGAUUUAUAGGUCCACUGUCUAUGAUCUAACAUGGACAAAGUGGUCAUCAGUCUCCUGCUUCUGGGAACCACAGUCAUGAUGGUCAACGCAUGUCCCAAAUACUGUGUUUGCCAGAACCUCUCAGAGUCUCUAGGGACUCUGUGCCCCUCCAAAGGCCUGCUCUUUGUCCCACCGGACAUCGACAGGCGAACUGUGGAGCUCCGGCUGGGCGGCAACUUCAUCCUCAAGGUCACCACUCAGGACUUUGCCAACAUGACAGGCCUGGUGGAUUUAACCCUGUCCCGCAACACCAUCAGCACCAUCCAGCCUUUCUCUUUCAUUGAUUUGGAAACCCUGAGAUCCCUGCACAUGGACACUAAUCGAUUGACCGAGCUGGGACCGGACGAUCUCCGAGGACUGAUCAACCUGCAGCACCUGAUACUCAACAACAAUCAGCUGAGUUGGAUCUCUGACACAGCCUUUGAUGAUUUGUUACUGACACUAGAGGAUCUGGAUUUGUCAUAUAAUAACUUGCUCAGUGUGCCUUGGGACGCCAUCCGCAAAAUGGUCAACCUCCAUCAGAUGAGUCUGGAUCAUAAUCUCAUCGCCUUCAUAGCUGAAGGGACUUUUACUGAUCUGGAAAAGCUUGCCCGUUUGGACCUAACUUCAAACCGUCUCCAAAAGCUCCCUCCGGACCCUAUCUUUGCACGCUCCCAGAGCAAUGUUGUGUUGAGCACACCUUACGCACCCCCACUCUCCCUGAGCUUUGGUGGAAAUCCACUGCACUGCAAUUGUGAAGUGCUUUGGCUGCGAAGGCUGGAACGCGAUGAUGAUAUGGAAACCUGCGCUUCUCCUGCGAGUCUAAAGGGACGCUACUUUUGGUCUGUUCGUGAGGAGGAGUUUGUUUGUGAGCCACCUUUGAUCACACAGCACACACACAAGUUGCUUGUUCUGGAAGGCCAAACAGCUAGCUUGCGCUGUAAAGCUGUUGGUGAUCCAAUGCCAACUGUGCAUUGGGUUGCUCCUGAUGAUCGUUUGAUUAGCAACUCCUCAAGAGCUACGGUGUAUGAGAAUGGAACCCUGGACAUAACAAUCACCACAUCCAAGGAUUAUGGUAUCUUCACUUGCAUAGCUGCUAAUGCAGCUGGUGAAUCUACAGCCUCUAUUGAGUUGUCAAUUAUUCAACUCCCCCAUCUGAGUAAUGGUACAAACCGUACCACACAACCCAAGUCUGGGCUUUCUGACAUAACUAGCUCUACCAAGAUAAGUAAAGGGGAGCCAAAACCUCUGCCAGAGAAAGCAGUAUCUGUGUCUGAAGUGACUGGCAUGUCAGCUCUGGUCAAGUGGACUGUUAGCAAAUCAACUCCAAAGGUCAAAAUGUUUCAGCUUCAGUACAAUUGUUCUGAGGAUGAAGUUCUUAUUUACAGGAUGAUUCCCAUGACACACAGAGCAUUCGUUGUCACAAAUCUUGUCCCAGGGGUGCAGUAUGACCUCUGUGUCUUAGCCAUUUGGGAAGACACUGCCACCACCCUCACUGCCACCAACAUCGUUGGCUGUGUCCAGUUUAUCACCCCUGAGGACUACCCACAAUGCCAGUCCCUUCAUGGUGGAUUCAUGGGGGGGACCAUGAUACUGGUCAUUGGCGGCAUCAUUGUGGCAACACUGCUUGUGUUCAUCAUCAUCCUCAUGGUGCGCUACAAGGUGACCAACGGUAUCCACACUAAUAAGUUACCCACUAUGAGCAACACAUACUCCCAAACCAAUGGAGGGUUGAACAGGUUCAACGGUGCACCGCCACAGGUCAAGUCUACAGUAGUCGUCAUGCGUGAGGAAAUGGUCGAGUUCAAGUGUGGAUCCCUCCAGAGCAGCCUCUCCUCAUCAUCCUCCUCCUCUAACUCAUUAGACAGCCAAACAGGCAGAGGGGCUGGAGGUCGCUACAGCAUGCAAGGCAGUGAAUGCAGCACCCUACCCAGCACCAAAUUCCGGCGGCACGGCCAUGGCUCCAAGGCACGACCAAACCUGGACCACCUUUUAGGGGCGUUUACUUCCCUGGAGCUGCGAGGGGCAGCGAGGGACCAUCAAGGGACAUCUGGGCCUUCCACCACGUCCAAUACUAUGACCACGGUGGCUAUGGCUCCUCUGUCUGACAAAGAACCACUGCUAGGAAGGGCUGAGUCCACCACCAUGCUCGGACGUCUCCUAGGAUACCCCCAGGAGGGCAAGCCCAAGAGGAGCCACUCAUUUGAUAUGGGCCAUGUGGGGGCUGCACAAUGUCGCAGCAGCUACCCUCGCAGGAUCAGUAACAUCUGGACUAAACGCAGUCUUUCUGUUAAUGGCAUGUUGCUGCAGUACGAUGACGGUGAGGAAGAGAAGCCCCCUUUUGAGAGCUCCGAGUGGGUGAUGGAGAGCACAGUUUGAGUACAGGAAAAAAUGUUCAUGGUUUACGGAACUAUAAACUUAUAUCAGGAACUUAAGGAACAUGAGUGCAGAGGGAGGGGUGUUUUAAUGCGAACUUUGGGUAUUGCAUGAAAUUCAUCCAUGUGAAUACUAAGUCUAAGUUUAUAUGUGUGAAAAGACACUGGAAAACGAUUCUGGGCUGUGAUCCCAAACACUCUAAAAUUCUCUUUCUGUAUUUCAAAAUAAAUAUUCCUAUUUGAGACAAUGCAGGAUCUUGGAUUGUGCAGACUCUACAUGAAUCAAAUGGAAUAAUUGCGAGUCCACGGGGCACAGGACAGGAUCCCUGAGAAAAGAUGAGGAAAAAGUAAGAUGAGAACAUCUAAGUGGAUUAUCUACAUAUUUAUCAGAAGAGAGCUGCCAAUGUGGAACUCGACCGAACCCUAAUCACAGUGUUGUGGAUCCUCGGCAUGAUUUGGGACUACUACUACACGUGAGGACCAAAGGAGCGGGUAGAAAAUUAAAACAAAGUCAUCUUUAUUUUCAUCUGGGUUUUGUAUCAUUUUUAUUACUAUUUAUUAUUUGAAUUUAUUCAUCAGCAGGCAGCGGCGCAGCCCUGUGCAGAGGUUGUAGUUGUCAGCAAGGAUCAAACACACAUGUGCUACAGUAUCCCUUCACAUAUGGCCAUCUCACAUCAUUUAGCAGUGCUUUCAAGGAAGUUUCAGUCACUAACUGGCAUAAUGAGAAAUAAGGGCCCGUUCAUAUGCAGCGUCAUUUGCAAGCACAUUAUUUUUUAAUGAAGAUGCAUGCACGUCGCAACCUGCGCAACAUGUUUUUUUCUGGUUGCCUCCAUGUCACACCAAGAUAAAAAAAAAAUAUAUAUAUAUAUAUAAACUUUUUGGAAUGCAGCAAGUGGUUUCAUUGCAUUUUUAUAUACAUGGGCCAAAGAAGUAGGUCAAAGUAGGUUUUUGUUGACUCUGAAAUGAGCUUUGAUCCUCUCAUCAUCCAUACAAGGUUUUCCUGAAUCAGUUGGUGAAGGACAAAAUGACACAGGCGUGGCAAGAUUUUCUCCACACACAUUGUUUGUGUUUUGAUUUUCAUUCAGUAAAGCUGCAGCAACAUCAGUCAUCUCAGCAGCUCCCAGGUUUUGGGGUUGCUUAGUUACGACGGAUGGUACAGAAGCGCAAUCCCAUUUGUUGAAAAACACCUCUGGCUUCUUCAAUGUGUGUUUCAAACAUUUGUAGAUGCUAAUUGUUCUACUUCUUAGAUAUGAAAAAUAAACUUUAACACAAGAAGAAAGCCUCAGGUUAUAUAAGGUUAUUGAUAUUACAGAAAUGAAUGAAUAGUCUCCAAUGACUUGUGUUUCCAGCUUAGGUUAAAUUCCUGCUGUAACAAAAAAUAUCUCUCCGAAUGCUUUGAUAUUGUCCCUCCAUUGAUUAUCACUGGCGACAUGAGUCCCAGCAGGCUGUUGCUGUAAGCAGAGUGUUCUCUCAGGGUUUGGUUUCAGAUGCUAUCAGAACAUACUAAAGUAGCAAGAUGUGAAUGUUCUUUGAACUCCAUGAGAUCCACUUAACCACUUGAUGUAUCGUUCGGCUGUUGUGCACCAUUCGACUGUAAUUCUCUGCAGAUCACACAAACAAGACCGUAAGACAGUGACUCAUUUAGCUGGGUAAAAUGGAGGAAUGAGUAAGAAACUAUAAUGUAAUAAAUAUAAUUCUGCUGCACAGGAGAGGUCAGAGGACAUAAAGGGGAGGACAAAAUAGGAGAAAGAUACUUUACUUAACCGAACAGUUUAUGACUUUAAGUCUUUAAUUUGUUGUAUUGUGAAUCAACUCAUCAGAGCGAUCAUUAAUCUAUCUUUGAUUCUCCUUCAGAUUGCAGUGUGACACUUCAACCACGGCAUCCCCACACAUUCUGAUGCCUUUCUCAAAACCCUCUGCUGCAUUUCCAUGAUGUGGGGUGGUCAUCAUUAUUAUGAUUUUUAUUUAUAAUUUUAUGUUUUUGUUUCCUUCCCUAGGUGUACUGUUCUGUAUAUUGGCAUUUUUGUAUAAUAAUUGGGUGAGAAUGUAAAGGGGGGGCCAGAGUGUCGUGAAAUAGUACUUUUAUUUUCAUGUUAAGCAAACAGUGAGAAGGUGCUUUACUGUGGUGUACCAACUUGGUCAUUUUUAGUUGGCUCACUGGAACAGUGUUUUUACAUGACACCAAGAGUGAGAAGUGAAGGACUGGCUAGUUUUUACAGCCCAUUCACCCAAAUUACGAAAGUAAAGAAAGGUUGUUGUCCAGUAUCUUACAACCUCUAGUUGUACUCACAUGCAAAUAAGCUUGGUUUUAUUUGCACAUGGUUUGGGAUACACCUCUAUUGCAUUCAUGUCAAUGUAUCAUAGGUAAGGGAGUGCAUGUAUAUCAUAUCCGUUGUUCCUUUAUGGAGUUUUAAAUUUGCAAAUAAAAA